GCGUGCGAAACGAGUGAGAAUCUGCGCAUGCGCCUAUAAAGUAUACGUCAGCUCUGCGCCCUCUUAAAUCCUCCCAGCUACGUGGCUUCACGCCUACUACUCGCUCUUCAUCAACCAACCCUUGACAAGCUAAUAAAGCCUCAGCGACAUGGAUCAGGUCAUGCAGUUCGUCGAGCCGAGCAGGCAGUUCGUCAAAGACUCCAUAAGGCUUGUCAAGAGAUGCACGAAACCCGACAGGAAAGAAUUCCAGAAAAUCGCAAUGGCUACGGCUAUUGGAUUCGCCAUCAUGGGAUUCAUCGGCUUCUUCGUGAAACUGAUCCACAUCCCCAUCAACAACAUCAUUGUUGGUGGUUAAAUUCCAACCAGGCAAGGAGAUGAGCGUCCAGAAGACAGCGGGGUGACAUUUUUAUUACGUUCUGUAGUCGACAUUUCUAUUAUACUGUGUAAAUAAUAAAACAACACAAUGGGAACCCA
Messenger RNA from Dunckerocampus dactyliophorus (ringed pipefish), 474 nucleotides. RefSeq names its product SEC61 translocon subunit gamma (gene sec61g). Gene Ontology annotation, biological process: protein targeting; post-translational protein targeting to membrane, translocation. The transcript is spliced from 4 exons. Lineage: Eukaryota; Metazoa; Chordata; Actinopteri; Syngnathiformes; Syngnathidae. Gene Ontology annotation, cellular component: Ssh1 translocon complex; membrane. Gene Ontology annotation, molecular function: transmembrane protein transporter activity. The coding region runs from base 149 to 355 and encodes 68 amino acids. The record is from RefSeq and is a predicted model, not a curated record.